Messenger RNA from Triplophysa rosa, 14205 nucleotides. It is a transcript of the gene dnah5l, whose product is annotated as dynein, axonemal, heavy chain 5 like. The transcript has 79 exons. Gene Ontology annotation, molecular function: minus-end-directed microtubule motor activity; ATP hydrolysis activity; ATP binding. The record is from RefSeq and is a predicted model, not a curated record. Gene Ontology annotation, cellular component: dynein complex. The coding region runs from base 1 to 14016 and encodes 4671 amino acids. NCBI's taxonomy places the organism in Eukaryota, Metazoa, Chordata, Actinopteri, Cypriniformes, Nemacheilidae. Gene Ontology annotation, biological process: microtubule-based movement.
AUGUCAGAAAAAUUAAUGUUGAGUGAAAAUGAAGACUCCUCCCCCACCAAUGGAAACAACGUGGAGGAUGGGGCAGUUUAUCCUGGAUCAGAAGAACCUGAACUGUCCCUGGAUCAGAACCGAAGCUCUGUAUUAAUGGAGGAAAGCAGUACACACGAGAAAGGCAAUGAUGCUAACACUGUCCCAACCCCAGAUCCCGACCUGGAAGUUAAACCACCACUAAUUAACACAGAAACGGAUGUUAGUGGACACACGAGAAUAAAAGCUAAAACAAGCCUCAAACAGACACCCUUCUCAGCUGCCACAUCUACCACUGUUAACACUGCUGUAUCGGGUAAGCGUUCUGUGAUACUGUCAAACGAAGCCCACAAGGAGAAGGUUAAACAGCUUAAAGCUCUUAAGGAGGAACGCAGAGCGGCUCUCGAUGGCCGACACAGGUACCUCAUCUUUAAGAUUGCUUAUGGGAUCGGCCUGGAGGAGGUGGAAGUCGAGGAGGCUAUCAUCUCUGAUGACAAGUUCUUCAUGAUUGAAGAUUUCUUCUCAGCCAAUGGUUCGAAAAGCCUGGUGCUCUUCUACCAAGUUGUACAAUCGUCCAACUCUUGGAUGGACACCAUAAAUCUAUCCACUGGACAGAAGAAACUGUUUAUCACAACAUUCUCUGCCGAGGCUCUAACCGGGCAGUGUUUGUUUUUCCUGAGAGGCACGAGCAAGGCCAUAACAACUGCAAACAUAUCCCAGGAGGUGAAUUUUGGUAUACUAAACUGCUCAGAGGGGAACAUUCUGCACAGUCUGAAGUUUCUUUUUACCCAAGUCAUGAACCCAGCAAUAAAGGCACAAGAGGACUGGGGUGUUUUAAAACAGGGUAAAAUGGACACACACAUACAAGACUUCCUGAGUUCAGUGGAUAAGUUCACCUGUACCGUUUCUUCAUUGCUGAGAAACACAGAAGAAACAUUUCAGCUUCACAGCCUCCCAUCAGUCUCAGAUCUGAGCCACAUAAAGACACCUGCAGAUGGUAUCAGUGCAGUGAAUAACUCUGAGUUGGUGGAAAGUCUGGAAGAACAGUUGUUACACUGGGCCAAGCAGAUAGAACAUGUGCUGAUGGAGAGCGAGCAGAUCAGGAGAGAAUCGGAUGACAUCGGACCCUCAGCGGAAAUAGAACACUGGAAGUGCAGAAUGAUCACCUUCAACAGCCUUUUGGAAGAAAUCAAAAACCCUUACGUGCAUAAAGUUAUUGGUAUAUUGAGUGCGGCCAAGUCCAAGACAAUAAAACAAUGGAUAGAAUUGGACAAAAAUAUCACAAUUGUGGCAAAUGAGGCUAAAAGUAAUGUGAAGUAUCUGUACACUCUGGAGAAGUUCUUUGAACUUUUGGAAAAGUCUGGUCCAACCACCAUGUUGGAACACAUUCCCAAACUAAUGAACAGCAUACUCAUGGUCCACACUGUGUCCCCAUAUUACAACACCUCUGAACACAUGACAUCACUCUUUGUGAAGAUCACUAAUCAGAUGGUCAGCACCUCUAAGCGUUAUCUCUGCCAAGGGGUGGCGAAGGUCUGGGACUUGGACAGAAAGGAGCUUCUCAGGAGGAUCAAGGAAUGUGUUCGGUUGAAUCGGGAGUAUCAAGAAUGCUUCCACGGGAUGAAAGAGGAAUUAAAGCAAAACCCCCUCAAACUGCAGUUUGAAGUUAGUGAGAAUUAUAUCUUUGGGAAGUUUGACACAUUAUGCAAACGUUUGGAGAAGAUAGCAGACAUUGCCAGAACUCUUGAAGAUCUCUCAGACCUGCAGUUCAUGAAAGUUGAGGGUAUUGAGAAAACAUACAUGCGCUACCAAACGAUAGUGACUACCAUUAAAUCUAAGACCUACAAUGUCCUGGACCACCGCAAGUUAGAGUUUGAUCGUGAUUACACAGAGUUCAAAGGUCAAAUUCAGGACCUGUAUCAGUCCCUAGAGUCACUGAUUGACACCUGUCUUCAACGUAAACAUACAACUGAGCAGGCCUUUGAACUGUUGUCCAAGUUUGACAACGGUGUAGGCAGACAAAUGGACCUCAGCCUGAAGUAUAUGGCUCUUCUACAGGAAUAUGAAUGUGACCUUGAAUAUGUGCGCAAACUCUUCCAGAGUAAGAAGGGGGAUCCCCCUAUACCACGAUGCAUGCCUCCUGUCACUGGGAAAAUUGCAUGGGCACAUAACCUGUUCCGCAAAAUUGAAUCGCCAAUGUUAAUUCUACGAGACAAAUUGGACAUGAUACAGAAACUGGGUAUGAAGACGAUUAUUCGAGCGUAUAACAAACUGGCUGCUGUUCUUUUGGAGUAUGAAGUUCUGCUUCACAGAGAUUGGGUUGAAGCCAUGGAACUGGGACAAAUGUUUUUUCUUAAAGCUUCACUGCUAACCAGACAUCCAACAACCAAGGUGAUCUAUGUGAAUCUCGAUCCCUUGGUCCUGGAGACAUUGUAUGAGGCAAAGUACAUGCAAAAAUUUAAUUAUCAUGUACCCGAUGUCGUCCUUAAAAUGUGUGCCAGUGAACAUCAGCUGAAGGUCCAUAAUGACAAAUUGAAGCAAAUGCUGGAUGACUUUGAUGUAGCCGUCAAGAGGAUUCCCAGUGUGUUACAACCCCUGAUGAAUCCCUUCAUCCACCAAGUGGAAGCUGCCCUCUCCCCUGGACUGACCAUUCUAUCAUGGACAUCCCUCAAUAUUGACAACUUUAUAGACGGUGUGUAUGAAGCCCUGAGAAAGCUAGAGCAAGUAUCAAAGGUUGCCAUGGAUAUUCUGGAAUGUCGAAUUGAGCGUGUCCUGAAGAGCAUGUCCACCACCCUUUUACUGACACUGCCUGAGGAAGAGCCAAUUCUGCCCCAGGACUUCCUGACCAAUACAGAGACCACUGUCAAUGCAGCAAGAAAGACGCUAAAGAUUUCAAGUCAGCAGUUGGAAUCUUCUAUGUUGGAGAUGAUUGAGGAACUGAAGAGAGAGAUGAAACCUGCAGAAAGGGUCAACUUGGAGGGCUCGCAGUGUCUGCAUCCCGAUGCCAAGCAGAAGACGCGCUGCCUACAAUGUCUGCCGUGUGCCUUCUUCAUCAUAAUGGGACAGUUGUGUCAGAGGAACACAGAGGCCCUGGUCAGAGCUACCAAACUCUCUCUGGAUUCUUUGCGUCGUCGGCUGCAUGGGGCAAACACAAAGUACCGAUCAUCUCAAAGUGAUGCUGCCAUUCAGAUUCCUUUGUUCAAAGCUUCUGUUGAACUGGCCAUUCCCAACCUUGUCCUUAGACCGAGUGUAGAAGAAAUACAGGUCAUUCUUGGUAAAGUUAUUACAACUGUGCUUUUAACAGCAAAGGAUAUUCCACUCUGGACAUAUUCCCAUCUCCAUUACAAACAGUUGCAGACAGAGCAGUUAGCAGCUCGAGAGCUUGGAGACGACAAUAUGGUGGCUAAGCCGAUCUUAUUGAGGCCUCUGGACAAACAGCUGUCGGAUCAUAAGGACGUGAACAAGGCUUUGGGCCAGCUGGCUUCUAUGGUGUCCUCUCUCAGAGUAGAUGUUGGGGACAUUGUGGAAGGGUUGUCUCAGUUUUCUGCCCUGUGGAACCAGGAUCCUGCAGAACAGGUAAAAGCAUUUUUGGAGACCAGCCCAUCCCUGCCGGAAUUCAGCUGCCAGCUCUCUGUGUAUUCUAAACUCGAGUCCCAGAUUGAGGAGCUUCCAAACACAUGCAGUGUGGGCCCAAUCCUUUACGAUACCAGCUCGCUCAAACUGUCGCUCACUCAAGAGUGUCGGACCUGGAAACGGGCAUUCGGGUCAGCUUUAAACCAGCAGGCCUCUGCAGACAUGACCGAGUUGAGCUCUUUCGUGGAGGGGGUGAGCAGGCACCUCCAGAGGCCCAUUUCUGACCUGGAUGGCGUGAGGGGAGCCAUGGCUGCCCUACGGGAGGUACGAGAUCAAGAGAUACGGAUCGAUGCCAUCCUUGGAAUGAUGGAGGAGUCGUUCGCCCUGCUCAAUCGGCACGAGCUGUUCUUCAGCGAUGGAAAUGCAGAGAAGAUCGAUAGGCUGGUUUACACUUGGAAAGAACUCAAUGUAAUGGUCAACCAAACCCAGAAUAAGCUUGUGGAAAUUCAACCUCAAAUGAAGGCUGAGCUUCUUUCUGGAGUUAAGUCCUUCCAGAAUGCUGUGCAGAACUUCUAUGCUGACUAUGACAACUGUGGUCCUGGAGUACCAGGUUUGCCCCCUCGUGAAGCCAGUGACAGGUUACAAGUUUAUCAGGCCACGUUUGAUGAACUGUGGAGGAAAUAUGUCACCUUGUCCAGUGGAGAAGAACUUUUCGGCCUCCCUGUUAACGAUUAUCCGGAUCUUCACAGAAUCAAACGAGAGCUCACUCUUCUCUCCAAGCUUUACGGCCUGUACAAUUCUGUCAUUGAGAGUGUUUCUGGAUAUUAUGAUAUUUUAUGGGCCGACCUCAACAUAGAAAAGAUAAAUAAUGAACUGUUGGAUUUGCAGAACAGGAUCCGUAAGCUACCCUCAGCCCUGAAGGAAUGGCAAGCAUUCAAUGAACUAAAGAAGAAAAUUGAUGACUUCAAUGAGACCUGUCCUCUACUGUACAUGAUGGCCAAUAAGGCAAUGAUGUCCCGACACUGGCAGCGCUUGGCUGACAUUACAGGCCACACCUUUGACGUGCAAUCUGGGAAUUUCAGUCUUCGCAAUGUCAUGGAAGCACCUCUGCUGAAACAUAAAGAGGAUAUUGAGGAUGUGUGUAUCAGCGCGGUGAAAGAACGAGACAUUGAGUCCAAACUCAAAGAUGUGGUGAAUGAAUGGAGCAGCCACCAGUUCACUUUUGCCUCAUUCAGGAAUCGUGGAGAGCUGCUGCUCAAGGGAUCGGACACCACUGAGAAAGUUGCGCUAAUGGAGGACAGUCUUAUGGUCCUUGGGUCCCUAAUGAGUAACAGAUACAACGCUCCAUUUAAGCCCACCAUCCAGCAGUGGGUGCAGAAGCUGUCCAACAGUUCAGAGGUGAUUGAGAGGUGGCUGACGGUACAGAACCUGUGGCUCUACCUGGAGGCUGUGUUUGUGGGUGGAGACAUUGCCAAACAACUGCCUCAGGAGGCGAAACGCUUUCAGAACAUUGAUAAGUCCUGGCAGAGGAUAAUGCAGCGAGCACAUGAGAUUCCAGGUGUGAUUCAGUGCUGCGUCGGAGACGAGACACUUCAACAGCUACUUCCGCACCUGCUGGAACAACUGGAAGUGUGUCAGAAAUCUCUGAGCGGAUACCUGGAAAAUAAACGUCUCGCCUUCCCACGGUUCUUCUUCGUCUCUGAUCCAGUGCUGCUGGAGAUUCUGGGUCAAGCCUCUGACUCUCAUACCAUACAGGUUCACCUGUUGAGCCUUUUCGAUAAUGUCAACAGAGUUGUGUUUCAUGAGAAAAGCUAUGACCAGAUUCUUAGCUUUCAGUCACAGGAAGGGGAAACCGUGCCUCUGUGCGAACCAAUCGUUGCCCAGGGUAAUGUAGAAGCAUGGCUGAGUCUGCUGUUGAAUGGAGUGAAGAAGACCAUUCACAACAUCAUCCGACAGGCCAACAUGUCCAUCAAUGACCAGGGUUUUAAACUGGUGGAGUUCCAGUCCAUGUUCCCCGCUCAAGUGGGACUGCUGGGCAUACAAUUUAUCUGGACCAGAGAUGCUGAGGAAGCACUCAGCCUUAGCAAGAUGGACAAAAAGAUAAUGCAAACUACUAAUAAGAAGUUCCUGGAUCUGUUGAAUGAACUCAUUGACAUGACCACUCACGAUCUGACCAAGAUGGACAGAACCAAAUAUGAGACGCUUAUCACCAUACAUGUCCACCAGAAGGAUAUUUUUGAUGAACUGGUACAAAUGAACAUUCGGUCACCCUUGGACUUUGAAUGGCAGAAACAAUCUCGCUUCUACUUUGUUGAAGACACAGACAGAUGUGUGAUCCAGAUCACCGAUGUGGAGUUUGAUUACUGUAAUGAAUAUCUAGGCUGCACUGACCGUCUGGUUAUAACACCUCUUACUGAUAGAUGUUAUAUCACAUUGGCCCAGGCUUUGGGAAUGAGUAUGGGAGGCGCUCCCGCUGGCCCUGCUGGGACAGGAAAAACAGAAACCACCAAAGACAUGGGCCGCUGUUUGGGUAAAUACGUCGUUGUUUUCAAUUGCUCAGACCAGAUGGACUUCAGAGGACUUGGCCGCAUCUAUAAAGGAUUAGCCCAGUCUGGUGCAUGGGGCUGUUUUGAUGAGUUCAACCGCAUUGAACUGCCCGUGCUGUCUGUGGCAGCUCAACAAAUCUACAUCGUCCUGCAGUGCAAAAAGAACAAGAAACCUCAGUUCAUAUUCUCUGAUGGAGAUGUUGUAGACAUGGACAAAGAGUUUGGUAUCUUCCUUACCAUGAACCCAGGGUAUGCGGGCCGCCAGGAACUGCCCGAGAACUUAAAAAUUCAGUUCCGUACGGUGGCCAUGAUGGUGCCCGACCGAGCCAUUAUCAUAAGAGUGAAACUGGCCAGUGCUGGCUUUCGCGAUAAUCAAGUUCUCAGCCGCAAGUUUUUUACACUCUACAAACUAUGUGAGGAACAGCUUUCUAAACAGGUCCACUAUGACUUUGGUCUGAGGAACAUCUUGUCUGUUUUGAGGACUCUUGGAGCAGUUAAGAGAUCCAAUCCAACCGAGCCAGAGAAGACUGUGGUCAUGAGAGUUCUCCGUGACAUGAACCUCUCCAAACUGGUAGAUGAGGAUGAGCCGCUCUUCAUGAGCCUCAUCAAUGAUCUGUUCCCAGGCAUCAGUCUGGAUAAUGCAGGUUAUCCUGAGCUAGAAGCUGCUAUCACCAAACAAGCCAAAGAAGCCAAGCUGAUCGCUCAUCCUCCAUGGAUCCUCAAACUUGUUCAACUCUAUGAGACCCAACGAGUGAGACAUGGUAUGAUGGUUCUUGGUCCCAGUGGAACAGGAAAGACCACAUGUGUCCACACUUUAAUGAAGGCCAUGACUGACUGCGGAAAUCCUCACAAAGAAAUGCGAAUGAACCCGAAAGCCAUCACAGCCUCCCAGAUGUUUGGUACAUUGGAUGUAGCCACAAAUGACUGGACAGAUGGAAUCUUCUCCACGCUGUGGAGGAAAACUCUGAAAGGCAAGAAGGGGGAACACUUGUGGAUCAUUCUUGAUGGUCCAGUUGACGCCAUCUGGAUCGAAAAUCUCAACUCAGUCCUAGACGACAACAAGACUCUCACCCUGGCCAAUGGAGACCGUAUCCCAAUGUCCCCCAGUUGCAAGGUGGUCUUUGAGACGCACAACAUAGACAACGCAUCUCCGGCCACCGUGUCCCGCAACGGCAUGGUCUUCAUGAGCUCAUCUGUUCUGAACUGGCAGCCCAUCCUGCAGGCCUGGCUGCAGAAGAUUCCAGCAACACAAGCUGAUUUUCUUUUGGCCUCUUUCAACUCUGUCUAUCAGGAUUUAAUUAAUUUCAUCGCCACUGCGGUUUCUCCUAAAAUGCAGCUGUUGGAGUGCAUGUACAUCAAGCAGACCAUUGAUCUGUUACAGGGUCUGCUGCCAGCCGUUGAGGAAAAGCUCCUGAAAGGAUCUCACAUUAAUCGCCUCUUCAUGUUUGCUGUCAUGUGGUCUGUUGGAGCUUUGCUGGAACUGGAUGAUCGAGCCAAGAUGGAGACGUUCCUCAAGCAGCACUCAGCCAGCCUAGAUCUGCCCAGUACACAAGGAGAUCUGACUAUCUUUGAGUUUAUGGUCAAUGAGACUGGAGAAUGGGAUCUCUGGUCCAAAAGGGUGCCAGAGUAUCACUACCCCAAAGACAUGGUUCCUGACUACGCCUCCAUUCUUGUACCCAAUGUUGACAACAUACGGACCGACUUCCUAAUGCAAACCAUAAUGAAACAAGGCAAAGCAGUCCUGCUUACUGGUGAACAGGGAACAGCCAAGACUGUCAUGAUAAAGGGCUACACCAGCAAAUAUGACCUGGAAACACAUCUGAUCAAAACUCUAAACUUCUCGUCUGCCACCCUGCCUGGCAUGUUCCAGCAAACCAUAGAGAGUUACAUAGACAAACGUGUGGGCACCACUUACGGACCUCCAUCAGGAAAAAAGAUGACCGUUUUCAUCGAUGACAUCAACAUGCCAGUUAUCAAUGAGUGGGGCGAUCAGAUCACAAAUGAGAUUGUUCGUCAGUUGAUGGAGCAGGGAGGUUUCUACAGCCUGGAGCGGCCUGGGGAAUUCAUCAGCAUCAUCGACCUGCAGCUGGUGGCUGCUAUGAUCCAUCCCGGCGGUGGUCGUAAUGACAUCCCCCAGCGACUCAAACGCAAGUUCUGUGUGUUUAACUGCACUCUACCCGCCAACUCCUCCAUAGACAAAAUCUUUCACACGCUGGCCAGUGGUUAUUUCUGCCCGGAAAGAGGUUUCCCGGAGGAGGUGUGCUCGUUGGCUGCCUCUCUUGUACCAACCACUAGAAGAGUGUGGCAGGCUGUCAAAGCUAAGAUGCUUCCGUCCCCAGCAAAGUUCCAUUACAUUUUCAAUUUGCGUGACUUGAGUAGAAUCUGGCAGGGUAUUCUGACUGUGGGAUCAGAAGUGUGUCAGACUCCUCAGCUGCUGGCCUCUCUCGUCCAGCAUGAGUGCUUGCGGGUCAUUGCUGAUCGCUUCAUCGAACAGAAGGACAAAGACAUUUUUGAUGACAUUCUACAGAAGAUCAUUGUAGAGGAUCAUGGUCCUGGUCUUUUGGAGCGUGGGCCAUGGGAAGAGUAUUUCGUGGACUUUCUGCGGGACGCUCCUGAGCUGACAGGGGAUGAACCUGAAGACACAGAAACAGAGACACCGAAGAUCUACGAACCCAUUCCAUUCUUCAAGACCCUAUCAGAGCGCCUGUCUAUGUUUCAACAACAGUACAACGAUACCGUCAGAGGAGCACCCAUGAACCUGGUCUUCUUUGAGGAUGCAAUGAUCCACCUAAUGAAGAUCUCUCGGAUAAUCCGGACGCCUCGGGGUAAUGCCCUACUGGUCGGAGUGGGGGGCUCUGGGAAACAGUCUCUCACUCGACUUGCAUCCUUCAUAGCUGGAUACCAGAGCUUUCAAAUAACACUGACACGAACGUACAAUGUGAGUAAUCUAAUCGAGGACCUCAAAGCCCUGUACAGAAUUGCAGGUUUGGAAGGAAAGGGCGUGACCUUCAUCUUCACAGACACCGACAUCAAGGACGAAGCCUUUCUGGAGUACCUGAACAACGUGCUGGCAUCCGGAGAAGUUUCAAACCUGUUUCCUCGGGACGAGGUAGACGAGAUCACCCAAAGUCUCAUUCCUGCCAUGAAGAGAGACCUCCCACGCUGCCCGCCCACCAUCGACAACCUCUACAACUACUUCCUGUCCAGGGUGCGCAGCAACCUCCACGUGGCUCUGUGCUUCUCUCCGGUUGGCGAGAAACUGCGCUCAAGAGCCCUGAAGUUCCCCGGACUCAUCUCCGGCUGCACCGUGGACUGGUUCCAGCGAUGGCCGCGAGAUGCUCUGGUGGCCGUAGCUGAGCAUUUCUUGUCCGACUACUCUCUUCGAUGUUCAGACGAGGUGAAGAGGAGCGUCGUGGAAACAAUGGGAACGAUCCAGGAUAUGGUGACUGAGAUCUGUACCGAAUACUUUCAGCGCUAUAGACGUCAGACCUACGUGACGCCUAAAUCCUACCUGACGUUUAUUAAAGGAUACCAGACGAUUUACUCAGAGAAAAUUGAGCAUGUGGGGAUGCUGGCGGAACGCAUGAACACAGGUCUCGACCGACUCAUGGAAGCCGAGCAGUCGGUGAACCAGCUGCGUGUGGAGCUGAGAGAGAAGGAAAAGGUGUUGGCCGUGGCCUCAGUCAAAGCAGAUGAAGUCCUGCAGGAGGUCACGAGCAAAGCGACGGCCGCAGAAAAGGUGAAGGCUCAGGUACAGAAGGUGAAAGACAAGGCCCAGGCCAUCGUGGAUGAGAUAGAAGAAGAAAAGAAGGUGGCCAAAUCCAAACUGGAGGCGGCCAAACCAGCAUUAGAAGCUGCCGAGGCUGCGCUGCAGACCUUAAAGCCAGCCGACAUUGCAACUGUGCGUAAACUGGGAAAACCUCCUCAUCUCAUUAUGAGAAUCAUGGACUGUGUGCUCAUACUGUUUGAUCGACGAGUGGAUUCUGUCACCAUCGACCCCGAGAGACCCUGCAUGAAGCCCUCAUGGUCCGAAGCUCUUAAACUGAUGAACAACCCUGGGUUCCUCGGUCAACUGCUGUCCUUCAACAAGGACUCUAUCACUGAGGAGAAGGUUGAUCUUCUCACUCCAUAUCUGCAAAUGGAAGAUUAUAACCUGGAAUCAGCCAAACGGAUUUGUGGGAAUGUUGCAGGACUCUGUUCCUGGACUAUAGCCAUGGUGGAGUUCUUUAGCAUUAAUAAAGAAGUUCUGCCCCUUAAGGCUAACCUAAAGCUCCAGGAGGCUCGUCUGGCCGUAGCCCAACAAGAACUAGCAAAAGCUCAGAAACAGCUGGACAUGAAGCAGAAGGAGCUGGACGAUGCACAGGCGAUGUAUGAUGCAGCCAUGCAGGAGAAAAUGGACUUGCAGAACGAUGCAGAGGCAUGUCGGAGGAAGAUGUCCAAUGCUGUGGCGCUUAUUGACGGACUUGGCGGAGAAAAGGUCCGCUGGACAGAGAGCAGUUCUCAGUUCCAGAGACAAAUCAAACAUCUGGUGGGGGAUGUGUUACUAGCCACUGGAUUUCUGUCAUACUCUGGGCCUUUCAAUCAAGAGUAUCGCAACCUUCUCCUGCAAGAGUGGAAGAAAGAGAUGAAUACCUGCCACAUCCCCUACAGUGAGAACCUGAAUUUGAUCAGUAUGCUGGUGGAUAAUGCCACUAUAGGAGAGUGGAACCUGCAGGGUCUUCCCAACGAUGACCUGUCCAUCCAAAACGGCAUCAUCGUAACCAAAGCGUCUCGAUAUCCUCUGCUCAUCGAUCCACAGGGUCAGGGCAAGAGCUGGAUCAUGAAACGUGAAAAGAAAAAUGACCUACAGGUGACAUCUCUAAACCACAAAUAUUUCCGAACCCACCUGGAGGAUUGUCUAUCUCUGGGCAGACCUCUGCUCAUUGAAGAUGUUGGAGAAGAGCUUGAUCCAGUGCUGGAUAACAUUCUGGAGAAGAACUUCAUUAAAACUGGAAAAACUUUUAAAGUUAAAGUAGGAGACAAGGAGGUGGAUGUAAUGAAGGACUUUACUCUCUACAUCACCACUAAACUGGCCAACCCCGCAUACAGUCCUGAGAUCAGCGCGAAAGCAGGCGUGGUGGAUUUUACUGUCACUAUAAAGGGCUUGGAGGACCAAUUACUCGGCCGGGUCAUUCUCACAGAGAAAAAGGAAAUGGAGGCCGAGCGUGUGAAGCUUUUGGAGGAAGUGACAUCAAACAAGAGGAAGAUGCAGGAGCUGGAGAACAAUCUUCUGUGCAGGUUAACAAGCACUCAAGGCUCUCUGGUGGAGGAUGAGUCUCUUAUCGAGGUACUCAGGGUCACCAAGACCACAGCAGAAGAGGUGAGUGAAAAGCUAAGAGUGGCUGCAGACACUGAAAUUAGAAUAAACCUGGCACGAGAGGAGUACCGUCCAGUGGCCACCAGGGGGAGCAUCCUCUAUUUCCUGAUCGUGGAGAUGAGUCUGGUCAAUGUCAUGUACCAAACCUCACUCCGUCAGUUCCUGGGCAUCUUUGACAUGUCGAUGGAAAAGUCACCAAAGUCUCAGAUUACAGCUACUAGACUGAACCACAUCAUGGAGUACCUCAGUUUUGAAGUGUUUCAAUACACAGCUCGGGGACUCUAUGAAAACCACAAGUUCCUAUUUACGCUGCUCUUGGCUAUGAAGAUAGACCUACAGGCCAAAACCAUUUCUCACACUGAGUUCCAGACAUUUAUUAAAGGUGGAGCUUCUCUGGAUCUCAACUCAGUCGAACCCAAACCAAAGCGCUGGAUCCUGGACAUGACAUGGCUGAACUUGGUGCAACUGUCCAAGCUACCUCCCUUCACCGCUCUGCUAACACAAGUGAACCGCAAUGACCGGGCCUGGAAGAGCUGGUUUGAUGAGGCCGACCCAGAGGAGGCCCCGUUGCCUGAUGGGUACGAGAGUCAGUUGGACGCGUUUCACAAACUACUGCUCAUACGCAGCUGGUGUCCCGAUCGCACCAUUGCACAGGCUAGGAAGUACAUCGCUGAAUCAAUGGGAAUAAAGUAUGCCGAGGGAGUGAUUCUGGAUAUGGAGUCCAUGUGUUCUGAGGGUGAGAACAGAACACCUCUGGUCUGCUUUCUGUCCAUGGGAUCUGAUCCCACUGAGAACAUAGAGAGACUCUCCAAAUCAAAGGGUGUUCCUUGCAGACCCAUCUCUAUGGGUCAGGGACAGGAAGUGCAUGCACGACGGCUUCUGGCUCAGAGCAUGUCUGAUGGAGGCUGGUUACUUCUGCAGAACUGCCAUCUAGGGUUGGACUUCCUGGAUGAACUUUUAGAGACUGUCACCAACGCAGAGAACAUCCAAGACAGCUUCAGGUUAUGGGUGACCACAGAAGUUCACCCCAGGUUUCCUAUUAACUUCCUGCAGUCUUCCAUUAAAUUCACCAAUGAGCCUCCACAAGGGGUAAAGGCCGGACUCAAGCGCACAUAUAACACUGUGACUCAGGAACAGCUGGAGAUCACCAACAUGCCUCAGUGGAGACCCCUGCUCUACGCCGUGGCCUUCCUUCACACCACAGUCCAGGAGAGACGCAAAUUUGGUCCACUUGGCUGGAACAUUCCCUACGAGUUCAACCAGGCUGAUUUCACCUCCAGCAUUCAGUUUGUGCUCAAUCACCUUGAUGAGGUGGACGUUAAGAGAGGGGUGAACUGGAACUGCUUGCGGUACAUGCUAGGAGAGGUGCAGUAUGGUGGACGGGUCACAGAUGACAUGGACAAGCGUUUGCUUAAUACAUUCGCACGCAUCUGGUUCAGUGAGAACAUGUUUGGAGAAAAGUUCUGCUUCUAUAAAGGAUAUACUAUGCCAAAGGCCAAGAUACUACUGGAUUACCACACACACAUCGAUAUUCUGCCCUUGGUUGACACGCCUGAGGUUUUUGGCCUCCAUCCCAAUGCUGACAUCACAUAUCAGACAAACAUGGCUAAUGAAACCCUGAACACCAUCCUCAACAUCCAGCCCAAAGACAGUGGCGGCGGAGGGGGCGAGACCAGGGAGGCAACUGUCCAGCGAAUGGCCAAUGAGAUGCUGGAGAAACUUCCUGCUGACUAUGUGCCCCACGAGGUGAAGCAUAAUCUACAAAAAAUGGGUGCAUUACAGCCCAUGACUAUUUUUCUGCGUCAGGAGAUUGACAGAAUGCAGCGUGUCAUCAAGCGUGUGCGUACUACUCUCAUUGACCUUAAACUGGCCAUUGAUGGGACCAUAAUCAUGUCCGAAGAUCUCCGAGAUGCUCUGGACAGCAUGUAUGAUGCUCGUGUACCAAAAUCCUGGCAAAAGAUCUCUUGGGAAUCUGCUACCAUUGGUUUCUGGUUCACUGAACUCCUGGAGCGGAAUCAGCAGUUCCACAACUGGAUAUUUAAUGGUCGACCUCAUCAGUUUUGGCUCACAGGAUUUUUCAAUCCACAGGGAUUCUUAACAGCGAUGCGUCAGGAGACCACUCGAAUGAAUCUAAAUAAAGGAUGGGCUUUAGACACUGUCGUCCUACUUAACGAUGUCACCCGCAUGAUGAAGGAAGAUGUCACGGGCCCUCCGCCUGGGGAUGUGGGCGGAGUCUAUAUAUAUGGCCUAUAUCUGGAUGGUGCUGGGUGGGACAAGAGAAACACAAAGCUAAUAGAAUCACCUCCAAAGGUUCUCUUCACACCUAUGCCAGUGGUGCAUGUUUACGCAGUGAGCAGCACAGAACCCAAGAAGCCUCAGUCCAUUAAUCUGUACUUGUGCCCGGUGUACAAGAAACCAAGAAGAACAGACCUCACCUACAUCUUCUCACUUCUGCUCCGGAGCAGCCAGAAUCCAGACCACUGGACCCUGAGAGGAGUCGCUUUACUCUGUGACUGCAAAUAAAGCCAUGUUAAAAUAAUUAACACAAAAUGAAUUGACAUAAUAUGAUCAUAAUAAAAAUUAAAAAAUAUUUAUAAUAAUGAUAAACCAAAAGCUAUUGAUGUUGUUGUCUGUUCAGAACUUUAGAACUGCCUGUCAUGGUGUUUUCUAUAUUUUGGGGGCAUUGUUGUGGAUUGAUUCAUUAUAGGAAUA